AUGACAAAUUUGUAUAUACGUCGGUGCCAUUUGUUAUACGGGACGCAGACGUCGCAGUACCCUGCGGCGUCAUACGGAGGCCUGGGUCACGUGCUCGCCCACGAAGAGAGCCACGCGUUCGACGUUGAAGGGGCGCCAGCGGACGCGGACGGCCUCUACCGCUCCUGGUACUCGGCUCCCACGCAGAGCCGCCUGGAGGACCGCAAGCGGUGCCUGCGCUCCGUGUACCAUGUGCCGACCGGAGGCCCCUGGCCCACCGAAGGCGAGGACUACGCCGACUCACUUGGAUUGAUGGUGGCUGCGACGGCCUUCAAGCGGCGCGUCUCGCCUCACGCUCCGUCGGGGAUCGCGCCUUUCACGAACGAGCAGCUGUUCUACGUGAGCUCGUGCUUCAAGUGGUGCAACAGCCAGGACCCACCUGGCGAGGGCGACCAGCGUCAGCAAGCCGUGCACUCAGACAUGUACAAACGCUGCAACGCGCCGCUGCUCAUCCAGGAGAACUUUCUCGCCGCCUUCAACUGCACGCCCAGCGCCGCAAUGCGCCGGCGCGACAAUUGCGUGUUCUCGUGACGCGGCCGACUGCAUCGCAGUUCCUC
Messenger RNA from Rhipicephalus sanguineus (brown dog tick), 596 nucleotides. RefSeq names its product phosphate-regulating neutral endopeptidase PHEX-like. Bases 1 to 570 code for a protein of 189 amino acids. The record is from RefSeq and is a predicted model, not a curated record. Gene Ontology annotation, cellular component: plasma membrane. Gene Ontology annotation, molecular function: metalloendopeptidase activity. The transcript is spliced from 2 exons. NCBI's taxonomy places the organism in Eukaryota, Metazoa, Arthropoda, Arachnida, Ixodida, Ixodidae. Gene Ontology annotation, biological process: protein processing.